AUGGUCGACCAAACUUUCCGGUCUGAAGAACAAUGGCUGGCUCAGGUGGCAGCGAUGCGGCAGGCCAUCGCCGACUUGAAGUUGCCGUCCCUCAACGAUGCGUCGCAAAUGUAUGGGGCAGAUCUUGACUUGGACGAAGACUUGAGCGAAGACGUUGAUGACGACAUCUGGGAUACUGAAAGUGUGGCCGAUGAGAGCCCUUUUACCGACGACGUCGACGACACGGUAAAUGGAUUCAAAACUCCCGACGUGGGAACCAACGGUGUUUUUGACCGGACGUGGCUUCGUUCAAAAUGUGCUGCCUGGGCUCGCUCGAAGUCUGGCAUCGAUCCCACCGAGAUCGAACACCAAAUCACUGCUCUGUUAGCGUCAGACAGUUCGGACGAGGAAUUGCAGAUGUCGCUUGCCGAUAUCGUUGGAUUUGAUGAUCUUGACUUUGUCAUUGAACUCAUCUCCCACCGCAAAGAAGUUGUGUCUUCUCAAACUGCAACCACUCGUCAGACUGAUGGACUCUUUGGUACGCUGGAGACUCGUGAGGAACGAGCAGCGACUCUCAGACGACAGGACUACGAGCACAAACAUGCUGCCCUGGCUCCAGCCUUUGAUCGAUCUGGGCCGAAAUAUCCGCAUGUCUAUAAGUCAGAUAUUGCCGCUACGGGCAAUAUGUUGGAUGUGGCAGGCAGAAAGUACGCUCUCCCUGUCGGCAGUACCCGACACGACUACCCGAAAUAUGAAGAGUAUUCAAUCCCGGCCUCCAAGGUAGGCUCUCUUGCUGCAGGCCAGAAACUGGUCAAUAUCUCCGACAUGGACGGUCUGUGCCAGCGCACUUUCAAGGGCUACAAGAGCCUGAAUCGAAUGCAGAGCCUACUUUAUCCAGUGGCGUACACUACCGCGGAGAACAUGUUAAUUUGUGCUCCCACCGGUGCUGGUAAGACUGAUGCUGCUAUGCUCACAAUCCUGCAUGCGAUUUCGAAAAAUGUCCUACCAAAUCCAAUCGAAGAGCCAGCCGCCACGGAAUUUAUCGUGAUGGCAGACGAUUUCAAAAUCGUCUACGUUGCACCCAUGAAAGCUCUAGCUGCCGAGGUCACAGAAAAGCUGGGCAAGCGAUUGGCAUGGCUGGGCAUCCAAGUGAGAGAAUUGACCGGUGAUAUGCAGUUGACCAAGAAGGAAAUCGCAGCGACCCAAAUCAUCGUGACUACACCGGAGAAGUGGGAUGUUGUCACUCGCAAGAGCACUGGAGACACCGAGCUAGUCCAGAAAGUCCGGCUUCUCAUCAUCGACGAAGUCCACAUGCUCCACGACGAGCGGGGUGCUGUUAUCGAGUCCUUGGUCGCCAGGACAGAACGGCAGGUGGAAAGCACCCAGUCACUAAUUCGUAUUGUCGGACUGUCUGCGACUCUACCAAAUUACAUCGAUGUUGCGGACUUUCUAAAAGUGAAUCGCAUGACUGGUCUGUUUUACUUUGACGCUUCUUUUCGUCCCGUCCCACUCGAACAACACUUCAUUGGUGUUAAAGGAAAGGGAAACAAGGUUCAGCGCGAGAAUCUUGAUGAAGUCACCUUCCAGAAGGUCAAAGAGCUUUUAAAGCAGGACAAGCAAGUCAUGGUCUUUGUUCACUCCAGGAAAGACACAGUCUUGGCUGCCCGCACUCUCUACCAAAUGGCUGUUGAGGAUGGGUGCGCCGAGCUGUUUGUCCCAGACCUCGACAAUCCUGCCUUUGUAAGAGCAAUGGCAGAUUUGAAAACCACUCGAGGCCGUGAACUGCGAGAAAUUGUUCCCAAGGGAUUCGGGUGCCAUAACGCUGGCAUGGCGCGAUCAGACAGAAACUUCGUUGAACGAAUUUUCUCCGAUGGUGCUGUCAAAGUCCUUUGCUGUACGGCAACCCUUGCAUGGGGUGUCAACUUGCCCGCCGCCGCCGUUGUGAUAAAGGGGACGCAGCUUUACAGUUCUGAAGCCGGUAAAUUUGUCGAUCUUGGAAUACUUGACGUCCUUCAAAUUUUUGGACGUGCUGGUCGUCCUCAGUUUCAAGACAGCGGUAUUGGAUACAUUUGUACCACUUACGACAAAUUGCAACAUUAUCUAUCCGCCGUCACCCAGCAACAACCGAUUGAAUCCAAGUUCUCGCAAAAGCUGGUCGACAACCUCAACGCCGAGAUCAGUUUGGGUACAGUAACUACAGUACAAGAGGCGGUGACCUGGCUAGGCUACACCUAUUUGUUCAUUCGCAUGCGGCGGAACCCGCAGGCAUACGGCAUAGAUUGGGACGAGUAUCAAGACGACCCUCAACUGGGCCAAAGACGGCGUAAACUAAUUAUCGACGCUGCUAGAACGCUGCACCGCAGCCAAAUGAUCAUCUUCAGUGAGCGGACGGACGAGCUUCGCGCAAAAGAUGUUGGUCGCAUUGCCAGCCAAUACUACGUCCUUCAGAGCAGUAUCGAAAUAUUCAAUACCAUGAUGCGGCCACAUGCAAGCGAGGCAGAUGUUCUGAAGAUGAUCAGCAUGAGCGGCGAAUUCGACAACAUCCAGUCCCGAGACAAUGAAGCGCUGGAACUGCAGCGACUACGCCAGGAAGCUGUCGUAUGUGAGAUCGAGGAUCGCAAGAAUGGUCCGAAGAGCUCUGCAGAAGAGAAAGAGCAGAAGGUCAUUGAGAACCAUGCAAAGACCAAUAUCCUACUCCAGUCAUACAUAUCCAGAGCCAAACUGGAAGAUUUUGCCUUGGUCUCAGACCUGGCAUACGUCGCACAGAACUCGGCUCGGAUCUGUCGGGCUUUGUUCAUGAUCGCCCUGAAUCGUGGCUGGGGUUAUCAGUGUCAGGUACUACUAUCCAUGUGUAAGGCCAUUGAGAAGCAAAUAUGGCCUUUUCAGCAUCCAUUUCACCAAUUUGAUCUUCCUAUGCCAGUUUUGAAGAACCUGGAUGACAAGGCACCUUCAUCGAACAUUGAAAGCCUGCGAGAAAUGGAGCCAGCUGAAAUUGGAAGUCUUGUGCACAACCACAAAAUGGGGACGACUUUGACGAAGUUGCUCGACAACUUCCCAACGAUGUCUGUCGAGGCGGAGACUGCACCUCUUAACAGAGAUGUUCUCCGUAUGAGGUUGUAUCUCUACCCGGAGUUUGUCUGGAACGAUCGCCACCACGGCACUUCUGAAGCAUACUGGGUUUGGGUUGAAAAUUCGGAGACCUCAGAAAUCUACCAUCACGAGUACUUUAUCCUGAGCCGGAAGAAAAUGCACGACAGCCAUGAACUCAAUUUCACAAUCCCCCUGGCUGACCCUUUGCCUUCUCAGAUAUACGUUCGAGUCAUAUCGGAUCGUUGGCUGGGAGCAGAGACCGUCCACCCCGUCUCAUUUCAGCAUCUCAUCCGACCAGACACUGAGAGUGUGUAUACUGAUCUUCUCGACCUAGAACCCCUUCCGAUCACGGCUUUGAAGAACCCGGCGCUAGAAGAGCUCUAUGGCCAACGCUUCCGAUUUUUCAACCCAAUGCAGACUCAGAUUUUCCAUACUUUGUAUCAUACUUCGAACAACGUCCUCUUGGGUUCGCCUACCGGUUCUGGGAAGACUGUUGCCGCAGAGCUAGCUAUGUGGUGGGCAUUCCGUGAGAGGCCAGGAAGUAAAGUCGUAUACAUCGCCCCCAUGAAGGCGCUUGUUCGCGAGAGAGUGCAGGACUGGCGCAGGCGGCUCACCAUACCAAUGGGUUUGAAGUUGGUUGAGUUGACUGGCGACAAUACCCCAGAUACACGGACUAUCCGCGAUGCGGAUAUCAUAAUCACCACGCCCGAGAAGUGGGACGGUAUAUCCCGAUCGUGGCAGACCAGAUCUUAUGUUCGACAAGUGUCUCUCGUGAUUAUCGACGAAAUACACCUGUUGGGCGGUGACCGCGGCCCUAUCCUCGAGAUCAUCGUAUCAAGAAUGAACUACAUCGCGUCUCAAGCGGAAAGCGGAUCCAUUCGUCUGGUGGGCAUGUCGACUGCCUGUGCCAACGCCACCGACCUGGCAAACUGGCUCGGAGUCAAACCUGGAAACAAUCAGGGGCUGUUCAAUUUCCGUCACAGUGUUCGUCCCGUCCCGCUGGAGAUAUUCAUCGACGGCUUUCCCGAGCAGAGGGGAUUCUGCCCCCUGAUGCAAAGCAUGAACCGCCCGACCUACCUGGCCAUCAAAAACCACAGUCCGGACAAGCCUGUCAUUGUCUUCGUGGCAUCGAGAAGACAAACCCGUCUCACGGCAAAAGACCUCAUCAAUUUCUGUGGCAUGGAAGAGAAUCCUCGGAGAUUUCUCCAUUUUGACAAUGAAGAUGAUCUUCAGCAUACACUAUCGGCUGUCAAAGAUGCCGCGCUGAAAGAAGCGUUGAGUUUCGGCAUCGGACUUCAUCACGCCGGGCUGGUCGAGUCUGAUCGAACACUCUCCGAGCAACUUUUCGCCGCGAACAAGAUCCAGAUCCUCGUGGCCACGUCGACGCUUGCUUGGGGUGUCAAUCUGCCUGCUCAUCUGGUUGUCGUCAAGGGUACACAGUUCUUCGAUGCUAAGAUUGAAGGAUACAGAGACAUGGACCUAACCGAUGUUCUCCAGAUGCUAGGCCGAGCAGGACGACCACAAUUCGAUACGUCCGGAAUCGCCCGCAUUUUUACGCAGGCCUCGAAGAAGGCAUUUUACAAGCACUUCCUACACACAGGUUUCCCCGUGGAGAGUUCUCUGCACAAAGUCCUCGAUAACCAUUUGGGCGCCGAGGUCUCUGCUGGUGUCAUUACCACCAAGCAAGACGCGCUCGACUACCUGACCUGGACAUUUUUCUUCCGUCGUCUCCAUAAGAAUCCAACGUAUUAUGGUCUCGAGAUCUCGGCCGAGGAGCACAAGGAAAACCAGCUCACUGCAAGACAAGCUGCUGCCGAUUAUAUGAUCACGUUGGUGGACAAAUCGCUUGACGAUCUCGCGGAAAGUGACUGUGUCUUGGUGCAUAGUAAUGGCGACGUGGAUAGCACUCCAUUCGGCAAAAUCAUGUCGUAUUACUAUCUUAGCCACCUGACGAUUCGCAAGUUUCUGUUGAAGGCGCGCAAAACCACCUCUGCAACUUUCGCGGAUGUUUUGUCGUGGAUAAGCCUGGCUACCGAAUUUGACGAUCUCCCCGUGCGGCAUAAUGAAGACCUUAUCAACGCCGAAUUGGCGAAAAACCUGCCCCUGGACACCGAAGGCCUCAUGGAGAACUUACCAAUGUGGGAUCCUCACGUCAAGGCAUUCCUCCUUAUUCAGGCAUUCAUGGGCCGCAUCGACCUCCCCAUCUCCGAUUACGUCGGUGACCAAACAUCGGUUCUCGAUCAGGGCAUUCGUAUCAUCCAAGCUGGAGUGGACGUCAUGACGGAACUCAACAGGUUUGAUGCUGUCGUGCAAAUGGUCAAACUGCUACAGUGCAUCAAGUCUGCGCGCUGGCCGGAGGAUUAUCCACUCAGCAUUCUUCCCGGUGUAGAUGAAGUGUUUGACGAAAAGCUGGAAGGAAAAGUGCCCAAGGACUUGGUCACAACAGCGGUGCUGUCUUCGCGACAUGGAGUUAAGACUAUUGACGGGUUGAUGAACGUGCUGGGGAUAAAAGCCCAGAAUAGUCGUGGAGCGUUCAUCAAAGCCGUGAAUGCACUUCCAGACCUUGCUUUAUCAGCGACGGGCGAGACGAACAGUUUCCAACUCACUUUAAAACGCAGCAAUCGAUUGCUCGACCACGAAGCCAGAAUCUACGCCCCGAAGUUUCCAAAGCCACAGACCGAGGGGUAUUUUGUACUUGUUUUCCCUCCUGGAUCCGCUUCAAAUGACAAAGGUGUUGAUAUCUUGGCUCUCAAGAGGGCAAAUUGGUCCACUACCAAGCAGGGAACUCAGAGCAGAGCGGUAGGGACUGCAACUGUCAAGCUUAAGAUCCCGACCCCGGCAUUGGAUUUGGGAAGAGGACAAAAGGAGAUCAAAGUCGAUGUUCUCGUCAUGAGCGAUGCAUACCCGGGGAUGGAGUGGCGGCUGGAGAAUGUUGUUGUGCCGAUUUCGCAGGAGGAAAAGAACACAGUAGAGGUGAACGUUGACGAGGGCUUGCUGAAGAAGAAAUAG
Molecule: messenger RNA, 6078 nt
Organism: Fonsecaea erecta
Lineage: Eukaryota; Fungi; Ascomycota; Eurotiomycetes; Chaetothyriales; Herpotrichiellaceae
Exons: 1
Coding region: 1-6078 (2025 amino acids)
Molecular function (GO): ATP hydrolysis activity; nucleic acid binding; ATP binding
Source: RefSeq, a predicted model, not a curated record